Aspergillus caelatus is the source of this 1899-nucleotide messenger RNA. RefSeq lists its product as uncharacterized. The record is from RefSeq and is a predicted model, not a curated record. The coding region runs from base 1 to 1899 and encodes 632 amino acids. Gene Ontology annotation, cellular component: membrane. Lineage: Eukaryota; Fungi; Ascomycota; Eurotiomycetes; Eurotiales; Aspergillaceae. Gene Ontology annotation, molecular function: myo-inositol:proton symporter activity. The transcript is spliced from 4 exons. Gene Ontology annotation, biological process: transmembrane transport.
AUGUUUGGGAAAGAGGAUAUGGGGCCUUUUGCAGACCCUCAACACAAAAACGAUACCGAGCAUGUGGAAAGAAACGAGAACGCCAUGCCACGGCGCAUCUUAGGGACCGCUGCAGAGCGUGCAAGGCGCAACAUCAAUGCUAAACUAGCCAAUCCACUGGCGGGGUAUUCCUAUGAGGAACUGCGCAAACAAGGUAUCAACUUCGCUGUUACACACCACAUAGGGGAUGAAGAAGAUAUUCGUGCUUUUGGAAUAGGUGCUGUUCUGGCCCAAGUACCGGAGAAAUUCAAUCAUGUUCCCGACCUGAGGCCCGAUGAAAUAGAAGUUCUACAGAAGGAGUUCUCCAAUCGUUGGUCCCAGCCCUGGACAAUGUACCUAGUCAUCGCUCUAUGCUCCCUGGCUGCGGCCGUACAAGGAAUGGAUGAGACUGUCGUCAAUGGCGCCCAAAUCUUUUAUAAACAUCAAUUCGGAAUUGGGAACGAUGACUCUAGGUCUAAUUGGCUGGUCGGUUUGGUUAAUUCUGCUCCUUAUUUGUGCUGUGCUGUCAUUGGUUGCUGGCUGACAGUGCCAUUCAAUGCUUGGUUUGGCCGCCGGGGGACUAUUUUCAUCACUUGCUGCUUUUCUGCACUUGCCUGCCUUUGGCAAGGGUUUGUGAACACGUGGUGGCAUAUGUUUAUUGCCAGGUUUGUGUUAGGCUUUGGUAUCGGCCCCAAAUCUGCGACAGUCCCAAUAUAUGCCGCCGAAACAGCCCCUCCUGUCAUUCGCGGUGCUUUGGUAAUGCAGUGGCAGAUGUGGACUGCGUUCGGCAUCAUGUUUGGCUAUGCUGCGGACCUUGUCUUCUAUGAAGUGCGAGAUCCAGUAGGGAUCACAGGCCUAAACUGGCGCCUCAUGGUGGGCUCGGCGAUGCUUCCAGCCAUCCUGGUUUGUUGUUUUGUUUUUACCUGUCCAGAAUCACCUCGUUGGUAUAUGUCGCGGAAGUGCCACGAUAAAGCGUAUCGAUCAAUGUGUAGCCUGCGGUUUCACAAGAUCCAAGCUGCCCGUGACCUCUUCUACAUGCACACAUUGCUGGAGGCCGAGAAUGGAAUGAAACUCGGCCAGAAUAAAGUACUCGAGAUGAUAACCGUUCCCCGCAAUCGGCGUGCCUUGGUUGCAUCUGAGUUGGUCAUGUUUCUCCAACAGUUCUGUGGGGUCAACGUAAUAGCCUACUAUUCUUCCGAGAUCUUCCUGGAAGCAACAAACCAGCGAAACGCUUUGACGGCAUCCUUAGGCUGGGGUCUGAUCAACUGGCUCUUUGCCAUCCCAGCAGUGUACACCAUUGAUACUUUUGGCCGUCGCAACUUGCUACUUACCACAUUCCCUCUGAUGGCACUUUCCAUGUUCUUCACCGGCUUCAGUUUCUGGAUUCCACAAGAAACUCACAGCUCUGCGCGACUAGCAUGUAUUGCUCUGGGUUUAUAUCUCUUUGGCAUUGUUUAUUCCGUAGGAGAGGGCCCUGUGCCAUUCACCUAUUCAGCCGAAGCCUACCCGCUCUACAUACGUUCGUAUGGCAUGGCCCUCGCCACUGCGACAACCUGGUUAUUCAAUUUCACUCUUGCUGUUACAUGGCCAUCUCUUCGCAGCGCGUUUACCCCGCAAGGAGCAUUCAGUUGGUACGCAGGCUGGAACAUUGUGGGUUGGUGGCUGAUACUCUUGUUGAUGCCUGAGACUAAAGGAAAGACACUGGAAGAGCUAGAUCAGGUUUUCUCCGUUUCCACAACUUUUCAUGCUGCGUACGGACUUCGGCAAAUCCUAUAUUUCUUCCAAAGAUAUAUCUUACGCCAGAACGUGCGGCCGGAGGUCUUGUAUGAGCGGGAAGAUGCAUUUAGCGUUCCACCAGAAGCUGGUUACAACACUCUAUGA